Drosophila bipectinata is the source of this 492-nucleotide messenger RNA. Its product is annotated as salivary glue protein Sgs-5-like. Lineage: Eukaryota; Metazoa; Arthropoda; Insecta; Diptera; Drosophilidae. The record is from RefSeq and is a predicted model, not a curated record.
AUGCCCAAUUUGAGAUUGCUGCUUUUGGUUUUGGCUGUUUGGAGAGUAGGCGAUUGGUGUUCCGCAGAGGAGCCCCAGGCUGAGCCUGAAUCGGAACCUGAAGCCAAGUCCCUACCAGAACCCGAGUCCAAGCCUGAUCCUGAACCAAGCUGCAAUAUCUGGUACAGGAACUAUCAGUGGACUCUCCAGGAUUGCCUUUGUCGACCUUUUCAAAACGAAUUUCUUAUGGAUAUAGAAAAUGACAAACGCGUUGAAGGCGGUCAAAAACCUCUUGUACCUGUCUCGGAGGACCUUUGCAUAAAUUUUAUUCCCGAAAAGUGUCCGAUAGGAUUUCCUGUGGUGGCCUUAUUUCCUGUUCCAGCUCCUUGUGGAUGCAAUGGUAAAAAAGGAUCCAUUGAAACGAAACGCUUUUACAGUCUAAAUCAUCUUCUUAAAUUCUCGGCAGAAAAUCGAAAACCAUUUUUGAGUUAUUCUUAUAUUUGGCCGGUCUAA